AGUUGAAAGUCCAUCACAAGACAGAACACAUCUCUGUGAUUUUUUAAAUUAAAUAUUUUAUUAUUGCAAAAUGUCGAUUAAUAUUAAUCUUCUUUUCGUAAUUUUUUUUUUAUCAUUAAGUUGUUGUAUUGAAUCCACACCUGUUCAACAAUGCAAAACUGAAUCGAAAUUGAGUUUUGAUACUAUUAAAUCAGUCGAUGUAUCCAAUUGUAAUAUUGAGCUGCCUUGUCUAUUGAAAAAAAGUACAACAGUUCAUAUUGAACAAGUAUUUAUUCCAACAAGAAAUGUUAAGGAUUUAGUAACAUCAGUGUAUGCAACAAUAAAUGGAUUGCCAUUGCCAUUUAUAGGUGUCAAUGGAUAUAGUGCAUGUAAAGAAAUUUAUAAUAUUGAUGGUACACCAGCUGGAUGUCAAUUGGCAGCAUACAACACAUACAUUUAUAGAAAUAGUUUUCCAAUUUAUUUAAUCUAUCCAGAGAUUUCAUUGACUGUUUAUUGGGCUUUAAAAGAAAAAAACGAUGCUGUAACUUGUUUCGAAGUACCAGCUCGUAUCACCAGUAGCUAGUAAAAUUAUUUCGUUAGAAAAAAAUUUAUUUAAAUUUAAAAAAAAUUAAUCUGAUAAAACUAUAUCCAUUAUUCUGAGUUUUCCAAUUUUUUUAACUUCUUCAAUUCCAUUUUUAAUUUCUUCAAUUUUUGAAUUUUUUAAUCUCAUUUUAAUUGCUUUUAAUAUAUCCUUUACCAUAUUUUGUCUUGCACAAAUGACAAAUGGAAAUGUAAAUUUUUCUUUGUAUCUAAAAAAUAAUAUAAAAAUAAUUAAUAAAUUUAAAAAUAAUUUAUAAAAAUAAAU
This is a messenger RNA of Aphidius gifuensis, 844 nucleotides long. It is a transcript of the gene Npc2b, whose product is annotated as ecdysteroid-regulated 16 kDa protein. Gene Ontology annotation, molecular function: sterol binding. The transcript is spliced from 3 exons. NCBI's taxonomy places the organism in Eukaryota, Metazoa, Arthropoda, Insecta, Hymenoptera, Braconidae. Gene Ontology annotation, biological process: sterol transport. Bases 71 to 562 code for a protein of 163 amino acids. The record is from RefSeq and is a predicted model, not a curated record.